AUGUUUGUAAUAAUUACGGUACAAAUACGAGAUUCUUUCCAGGGUUAUCAUACAUCAGUACACGAUCUCAGCAGUGCUUCAUCAUCAUCCGCAGCUGCAGCUGCGGUUGCCGCCGCUCAACAACAUCCAUCGACAACUCCCGAUAGCCACCCUUUAGUCUUGGGCGGGGUGCCCCCUCUGACGGCUGGAGGCACCCAAACGUCCAUAUCGCUAACAGCCGUUAGUAGUCCUUCAGGAAGUUCAUCAGCGGGUGGUCAACGACUUGAUUCAGCGCCACAUUCGGUCGAAACACCGAAUCAAUUGCUUACCGCCCAACAACAAGAUAAUAUUUCUGAUACAGGUAGCAAAAGUUCGGAUUCAUAUCCAUCCUCUAUUACCUUAUCCUGUCAACAUCAGCAAUUAUCAAACGGAACUAUUAACGAUUACUGUACUGACAGUAUGCCCAAACGACAUCAGCAGCAACAUCAAAAUCAUGACACUACAGUAAAACCCAUAUCUUUAUCGAUUGAUAAUCAGGAUAUUAUUACUACUACUACUACUAUUACUAGUAGUAAUACUACAACUGUUACCAUCACUACAAUCACUACCACUGCCACUACUACUACUACUACUACUACAUCAUCGGUAUUAAUGAUGUCGCUAACAAAGAAGCGUGGAAUUUUUCCAAAGCCAGCGACAAAUAUUAUGAGAGCUUGGCUUUUUCAUCAUUUAACGCAUCCGUAUCCGUCGGAAGAUCAAAAAAAGCAACUUGCACAUGAAACAGGCCUAACAAUACUACAGGUUAAUAAUUGGUAA
Cercopithifilaria johnstoni is the source of this 795-nucleotide messenger RNA. The record is from the annotation of a GenBank genome assembly. NCBI's taxonomy places the organism in Eukaryota, Metazoa, Nematoda, Chromadorea, Rhabditida, Onchocercidae.